Molecule: messenger RNA, 3554 nt
Organism: Oncorhynchus gorbuscha (pink salmon)
Lineage: Eukaryota; Metazoa; Chordata; Actinopteri; Salmoniformes; Salmonidae
Product: kit ligand-like
Exons: 9
Coding region: 244-1017 (257 amino acids)
Biological process (GO): positive regulation of cell population proliferation; cell adhesion
Cellular component (GO): plasma membrane
Molecular function (GO): cytokine activity; stem cell factor receptor binding
Source: RefSeq, a predicted model, not a curated record
AAAAAGCCUUCAACUCACAAUGGUCUCGCAGUCCACUUUCUUGCGCACGUUAUGAUGUGUGGAUACCAUACAACAGAGCUUAUUGCAGCAGUUUUAUGCGGUUUAAUAUUUUUUUCCCUGUUCGGAUACUACUGACUGGGGCAUUGGAUAUGUGCACGCGGGAUGAUGAAAACCCCUUUCCUCCCCGCAGAAGUAAGAUAAAAUAGGGUUUCGAAUACAUUGGAUUUACUCCUCUCGUUCCAUAUGAAGAAGUCAAAAAUUUGGAUACGCAUCUGUGUCCAUUUAUUGGUGUGCACCACAUUUGGAGUUCACUCAAGUGAAUUUGGAGAUGCUGUAACAGAUGACAUCACAAGCAUUUCACUAUUGAAACAAAAUAUACCUAAAGAUUACAAGAUUCCUGUGACAUAUAUUCCAAAAGAAGUGGGUGGAAUGUGUUGGGUCACGCUAAAUGUUUUCCACUUGGAACUCAGUUUACGGGGAUUAGCAGACAAGUUUGGAAACAUUUCAUCCAACAAAUAUAAUAUCAGCAUAUUGAUCGAAAUGCUGAAAGAGACGCGAUAUCACAUGAAGAACUUGGAGGUGAUCACGUCUGAUUUUGAGUGCCACUAUAGAGACGAGAAAUGGCAGACAGGACACUAUUUUCAGUUUGUUGAAGAUUUUCUAAACACGGCCCGUUGGAAUAGAGAUCCGCCAGAAGAAUGCGAUCCACCUCCCUGUCCAACAACAACAAAGGCAUCAGAAACUACAAUAACAGCACAAUACCCCACAUCAGGGAAAGAGCCUCUGAGAUUCCUGCCAGAAGUAGUGGAGAGAAGCCUCCUGUCACUACUUGUAAUUCCUAUUGCGGCCAUCGUGGUUCUGUUUGUGUGGAAGGUGAAAUCCAGGAGCAACCAACAUCAAUCAGAUGAACUGAAAUCAGUGGAAGGAGGCCUCUUCACAGGAACAGAAGAGAGUUUGGCACCUCCACUAGAUGACAUUUCUGAAAAGAACAGAUUGAACAUCAUUGAGGCAGUGUAAUUGUUCAAACCUUGGAAAUUGGUGUACAGAGGAGUCAUCUAAAGAAAGAACGAGCAAACAUAAAACUACAUUUCUUACGGUGAAAGACUUGCUUCUUUCCUGUCCAGAAACUGACAGUCUUCUCAUACCAGAACCAGAUAAUGGCACACAAAAAUGUGCUGUCUUAUCACCCCUGCAAUAAACUGGGAGUUGUUCUUGCGAGAGUAUAUUAACCUGUCAUCUACUAUCAAAUUUCAUCAAAUGAAGCUGAAAAGGAGAGUGUGAUUCUCAUGGAAACAUCUGGAGAUUCCAAUAACUGUUCAAAACACAGUGAACUUCACGGGACAAUGUUGGUUUCACAAGCACUCCCCCGUUUGCACUUUUUGUAGGUUUGGCUGGAGCAUGGACACUGGUUCUACUCAAGAACGCAGCAUAGAACACUCACCUAUAAAUGGCUUUCUUUCAUUAGGACUGAAGCAUAAAUGACUACCUCUAGUCGCCCCGGCCCUCACUUUCCUCAACUUCUUCUCAGCAGCAUUCCACUCCACUUCCUUCUCCAUCUUGCUUUCCAUUGGACGUUCCCUGAGAAUCUAUUUUGGAAUGAGUUAUCUAGAAAUAUUCUCAGAUUUAACCAUCUGUUUUAUUUGAUGUUUUUUGCUAUGGACGUACGGAAGGGAUGAGGUUGUGUGAUGUAUUUAUUUAUUUGCUUACUCGGAAUGCUGACAGCAUAAUAUUGCUGCAGUUGGAGAAAGAAACUGUCAGUGAUUCAGCUCAUCUAUAGAAAUACUAAAUGAGCAGGAAAAGGUCUACGAGGGUGGUUUAUAAAGACUACAUAACUCAUUAUUCUGCAAUGCAUAAAGCCUCCUUAAACAGCACACUGGAAUCUAUAAACACAUGCGUUAUCUAUAUUAAGACAGCCAUAGAAUGAUGUAUGUAUGAUGGUGUUGUUAAUUGCUUAUGAAUGGAUUGUAUGAAAGGCUUUUGUUGGCGUUGUAAAUGUAACAAAAAAUGUGCUACUUUGACUAACUUUCAUUUAUCCCAUUAUAUACAGUAAAAAAUGAUUGUCCCUAUAGCAAUCAAUGGUAGAUCAAGGGUAAAUCUUACAUAUCCAUACUGAUUUAGAUCAGACAUUGAGGAUCUGAUAACUGAUAAUAAGGUUUUUCUAUGCCCUCAACGCACAAGAAAGAGGUGGUCUAGCCUCAAGUAAACCAGUUUUGCAUCAGAUUCUGCAAUUACAUUAUAACUCCGCUCUGGUAUAUUGCAUCCUCACCACCCAUAAGGUAUAUUAUGUAUGUUGCAUGUACACCGCUGUACAGUUUACCAAUGUGUUAAAGUGGUUCAAAGAUAUGAAUUGAAAUUGAGCCAAGAAACAUUUUUACUUGAACAAUAUACUUGUCACUCCAGUAACCAAGUACCCUAAUGAAUUGUGUUCCAAAUAACCUUCAGUAACCUAUACCAGAAAGUGAGCUAAAAUGUUUAUUUCUGAGGUAACAAUAUUAGAAAAUCUUCUUAACACGCACGUCAAAAGCCAGAAUAUAUCAAAGUUUGUAGAGGACCAGACUAAAAUUCACCAUUAUUUAGAAAAGUGAUAUGAUCUGUGAGGACAGUGUCUAGCAGUUUAUCCACGGUCUAUCAAAAUGGUGUGGUACUCUUGUUGUACUCAGCAACUCAGGCUACGAUAUUGCAGCCUAAUUAUGAAGAUUAGUCUGAUAAAAGUCGGGUCCGCAGUCAUGGCCAUCAUUCGAUCAUACCCAAAAUGUUUUGUAUGACAUUUCACCAACUCACCGGGAGACUACUAAGAAUUGAGGCAAACCAUUGAAAAAAACAGCAACAUGGAAGACCUGACACCAAGAACCCAUCUCAUUGAUAGGUGUUGGUUGUCUCUGUGACCAUGAACCAAUGGUAUAGAAAGUGCUAGAAAGUGUUGUGGACCAUACCUAGAGAGUGUUGAAUCAUUGCCCAACUGGUUGUAAUGAUCUCACACCAAUGGAAACAACUUGUGUUGUCAUUGUGGCCCUUAUGUGUUAACCCAUUACCCUCAUUUCAAUACACAAUUUUGAUACUAUCCAAACAAAUGGACCCUAAGCCUAAGUGUAAACCAUAUUAAAUAUCAGGACACAGUCAGAGCAAUAACCCUCCUUCAUUUGAACACUUAUACUCCACAACACCGGGCUCUUAUAACGCAAUUCUACACUAAAUAACAUGUGACAGAAAAAUGCAUUAAACUCCAGUUUAAUUUAGAAAAUCCUGCCAGCAUGUAAUGUUUUAGCUGUUGUACUCUUUUUAUAGGAAACGGUUCAAAUGGUAAAACCUGUUUAUUUCACCAAGUGUAUUUUGGGACAUUUUCCUCUUGCACUUUUCUGUUAGAAGAGUGUUUUUAUCAUGCAAAAUGGAGUGUAGGUCAAAAUAAAAUAAAAAACACAUUGGUGUUCAUAAAGUGACAGUUUCAGCAUGAGCAGCUGAAAAUGCUUGGUGUGAGUAAGUGUUGUUUUGUUAAAAGAUACAAGAGUAUUAUUUUUCAUAUCCCCCGUGAUACAAUAAAAAAAUGUUAAAAAAUG